UGGGCGCCUCUCCGCGCACACAGAGCGGGGCAGGAGGGGGAGGAGGAGGGAGCUGCCGCCGCCGCCGCCGGGGAGAGGCGGCGAACUCCGGGCAAAGUUUGGAGCCGCGGGCCCGCGGCGCUGAGGCAGCGGCGGGCGGGGAGCGGCCGGGCCGGGCAGGGCCNGGCGGCGGGCAGAGCGCGGGGGGCGGCGGGCAGAGCGCGGAGCCGGCGGCGGGCGCUGCCGGCACAGCCAGCAUGUCCUCCAUCCUGCCCUUCACUCCUCCCAUCGUCAAACGGCUCCUGGGCUGGAAGAAAGGCGAGCAGAACGGGCAGGAGGAGAAAUGGUGCGAGAAGGCGGUGAAGAGCCUGGUGAAGAAGCUGAAGAAGACGGGGCAGCUGGACGAGCUGGAGAAGGCGAUCACCACGCAGAACAUCAACACCAAGUGCAUCACCAUCCCCAGGUCCCUGGAUGGGCGGUUGCAGGUGUCCCACAGGAAGGGCCUCCCCCACGUCAUCUACUGCCGCCUGUGGCGCUGGCCCGACCUGCACAGCCACCACGAGCUGCGCGCCAUGGAGAUGUGCGAGUUCGCCUUCAACAUGAAGAAGGACGAGGUCUGCGUCAACCCCUACCACUACCAGAGAGUGGAGACCCCAGUGCUGCCUCCGGUGCUGGUGCCUCGGCACACGGAGAUUCCGGCCGAGUUCCCGCCCCUGGAUGACUACAGCCACUCCAUCCCAGAGAACACUAACUUCCCUGCAGGUAUCGAGCCCCAGAGCAACUACAUUCCAGAGACCCCUCCUCCAGGCUAUCUGAGUGAGGAUGGAGAAACCAGUGACCACCAGAUGAACCCCAGCAUGGAUGCAGGUUCUCCAAACUUAUCACCAAACCCCAUGUCUCCAGCACACAACAACCUGGACCUGCAGCCCGUGACCUACUGCGAGCCGGCCUUCUGGUGCUCCAUAUCCUACUACGAGCUCAACCAGAGGGUGGGGGAGACCUUCCACGCCUCGCAGCCCUCCAUGACCGUGGAUGGCUUCACCGACCCCUCCAACUCGGAGCGCUUCUGCCUGGGACUGCUGUCCAACGUCAACCGCAACGCGGCCGUGGAGCUCACCCGGCGGCACAUCGGCCGCGGCGUGAGGCUGUACUACAUCGGCGGGGAGGUGUUUGCCGAGUGCCUCAGCGACAGCGCCAUCUUCGUGCAGUCGCCGAACUGCAACCAGCGCUACGGCUGGCACCCGGCCACGGUCUGCAAGAUCCCCCCAGGCUGUAACCUGAAGAUCUUCAACAACCAGGAGUUCGCGGCGCUGCUGGCGCAGUCGGUGAACCAGGGCUUCGAGGCCGUGUACCAGCUGACGCGCAUGUGCACCAUCCGCAUGAGCUUCGUCAAGGGCUGGGGCGCCGAGUACAGGAGGCAGACGGUGACCAGCACUCCCUGCUGGAUCGAGCUGCACCUCAACGGGCCCUUGCAGUGGCUGGACAAGGUCCUCACACAGAUGGGCUCCCCCAGCAUCCGCUGCUCCAGCGUCUCCUAAGGAAACCCCUCCUGGGGCCGUGGGGAACACAGACUGCAACACCCUUAGCAAAGGCAUAGUAAGCAACUCCCCAGUUACUCGAGCGAUGAGAAAAAAAUCUGCUUCAAAAACACAAGAGAAGUGGGUUUUCUUUGUUUUGUUGUUGUUUUUAAGUACCCAUUUAAGCCACUUCCACUGAAACCGUCGGCACUUUGGUUGGGAUGCUCUGGGGCCGCUGCAGUUGGAAUUUGGAGCUGGAGUUGGUGAGGAUAAAGAGCUGGAUGUUGUUUCAGUGGAGAGCAGGCACUGCUCACCUGCUCCAGGCUGUGUGUGGCACAGGAGCCAUCCCAGCUCCCAGGAAACUUUCCCUUCCCUCACACAACUCCAGGCUCGGCAGCAUCCCAGGAACACCAGAGCCCGUGGGACUCUGGGAUGGCUCCUGCUCGUGCAUUCCUUCACCUCCCACCUGAUCCACACCGGUACUGCAGCAGCAGGGGGAAGGAGGCAUUUCAAGCACCCUAAAGAACGAAUUCCCCCAGGAAUGUUCUGAAAAGGAAGGAAUUCCCCACACUGGACUUGCAGCAAGGAGGCAGAGCCUUGCCUGGUGGCCGAGGGAUGAUGCCCUCACGGAUCAGCCUGGAUUCACAUGGAGCAAAAGCCCAGUCUGAGGCUCUUUGUGGUGUUGCUGCAGCGAUUUUUGACUGGAGCUGCUCCCAGAGGGAGAAUUGUCCCGUGGGGAGCCCUGCCUGGAGCAGCUCAAGCUCAGUUCUCUGCAGUCUGUGUGCAUUAAGUG
This is a messenger RNA of Onychostruthus taczanowskii (white-rumped snowfinch), 2289 nucleotides long. RefSeq names its product SMAD family member 3 (gene SMAD3). The transcript has 9 exons. The record is from RefSeq and is a predicted model, not a curated record. Gene Ontology annotation, biological process: cell differentiation; BMP signaling pathway; transforming growth factor beta receptor signaling pathway. Lineage: Eukaryota; Metazoa; Chordata; Aves; Passeriformes; Passeridae. Gene Ontology annotation, cellular component: heteromeric SMAD protein complex. The coding region runs from base 237 to 1517 and encodes 426 amino acids. Gene Ontology annotation, molecular function: I-SMAD binding; DNA-binding transcription factor activity, RNA polymerase II-specific; RNA polymerase II cis-regulatory region sequence-specific DNA binding.